CCCUUUUUGCUCUUCCUGCUACAUCUGCGCCUCUGAUGCACUCCUCUGCAGAAAAAGUUAUGGACUUGCAGGAGCAGCCAGGUAGCACUAAAUCGCUUGGUCAAGAGGAUUUUACUGCAGUCCCGCUUGAUACUGCUCCUUCUCUUCCCUCCUUCUCUCCUAUCUCAGCUGAGCCCUUUAAAGAGCACGCAGCCUUUGAUACACUCUCAGAUGGAUUACCUGCAAGAGGCGUUUACAAAGAAAAUGCAACUGAGGUUUAUAAAGAAAGUAAGGAAAAUGCAAGAAAUCCAUUUCUUGCAGAGGGAAAUGAAAAAGACGUUUCAGAGAUUAAAUACUCAGAACCCCCAUUUGCUAAAGCAGAAGCAGCCAUUUUCUCUCAAGCUAAAGAAGAAACACAGCUAGAGGGCCCUAAAGAAUUACCUAAUCUGGAGAAAAUGCCUGCACAGCAGCUGAAAAUGUCUCCAGAAACUCCUCAAGAUUUGUUUGAGAAAAACGAGGGAGAUCUCUUUUACAACAAAGACAAAUACAGAGGUGGUGAUUAUGGUGAAAAAGAGGCGCUGAAAGAAGACUCUCUUAGGAGGGAAGAGUAUGCGGACUUCAAACCGUUUGAGCCAUGGGAGGUAAAAGGUGCAAGUCAUGGACUGAGCAGCGUGAGAGAGGAUGUUGGAAGUAAGAUAGAUGCCAAACUAGAAAGCAGUUUAGAUGACGAGUACGGUGUAGAUAAGUUGAAUGUGCAGAAGGAUUACGAAAGAGAGAGUGAAGGCAGCGCUGAAGAUCUCUCUUACCCAAGUACCCCAGAAGCUGUAAAAGAACCUUCGCAGGCUUACAUCACUUGUUCUAAAUUUGAAUCCUCUGUAAGCCCUGAUGGUAACAAAGUCAAAUCUCCUUCUCCGCUAGAGGAAGGCACUUCAGAAAAUAGAACCGAUGACGAGAAAAAAAUUGCAGAAAUGAAAGCUCAGACAAGCACAGAACAAGGUGAUUUUAGCACUCAAGCAGUUGGCAAGCAGGAGGGCCAGGAAGCUGACUAUGCUAAAACAGAGAGCAUAUCAACAGUGCCAUCUGACACUGCAGCAAAUAUGCCUGAAGGUCUUACUCCUGAUCUAGUCCAAGAAGCCUAUGAAAGUGAAAUGCAUGAUGCGGCAUGUACGAAACUUGCUUAUGAAACAAAGAUUGAUUUAGUUCAAACCUCUGAGUCAGUACAAGAGGCUCUGAAACCCGUGGCACAGCUCUGUCCCUCAUUUGAAGGGUCGGAAGCUGCUCCAUCACCAAUACUGCCAGAUAUUGUUAUGGAAGCCCCACUGAGCACUGGGACUGCUGGUGCAGAAGCGUCUGCUGUGCAGCUCGAAGCUUCCCCAUUAGAAACAUUUAUUCCUACUGCUAAUUAUGAGAAUGUAAAAGAGGAGGCUGAAAAACCUUCCUCAUUCCAAGAGGCAGUGAAUGUACCGCUGACACAGGCCCCAGAAGCAAAAGAAGUGUUAGCAUUUAAAAAACCUGAUCGUGAGAGUAGCCCCAGUCCUGAAGAUGUAGAGACUCCAUAUAUAUCUAUUGCAUGUGACUUAAUUAAGGAAACAAAGGUCUCUGGUGAAUCUGCUUCUCCAUCCUUUACAGAUUAUUCGAAGACACCCAUAACAGAAUGUGUUUCUCAGGAUGUGCCUGAACACAAGGAACUUGUUGAAAAACUGUCUCCGCAGUUCGGAAAAUCCGACUUGUUUAACAGCCAGGUGAUACCUGACUUUACUGAGAAAGUGAGUGAAGAUCCAUCUCUCCUCUUAAAAAGUAAAUCCACUGAGAACAUUGUAACUGAUGAUGAACAUGACCAACAACUGGUGGAUUCAGUAGCUGCAAUGGGCAAGCCUUAUCUGGAGUCUUUCCAACCCGAACUGGACUCUUCCAGAAUUGUUGCCACUCUGCCGUCUGAGCCAACACCUGCAAAAAUAGCCAAGGCAGAGAAGAUUCCUCUUCAGAUGGAAGAGCUGAAUGCUGUAGCUUAUUCAGCUGAUGCAUCUGUUGCUACGGAACCAAAAACAGGAGAGAACAAAGCACUCUCACCCAUGGAGUCUUCCCCAGUCUCAGUGGAAGAAGACUUUGUGAUGUUAGCUCAUCCUAAAACUGCUCCUGAGUUUGUGGCAGAAGCCAGUGACAGAGAAGCAAUGCACAGAGAUGAAAGUGAAGAAAUGAGUAAGGUGAUCCAAGGUGAGAAGAGGCAGUUGCCUUGCCCAGAGCUACCCUGUGAUCUGUCUAUAAAGAACGUAGAAGGAAAAGCUGAGGAAGAUACUAAUGCCUUGAAAAAGUCCUUGGAGGCUGUGGACAGAGAAGUGCCUGAAGUAUCCAUGAUGUCCUUACCGGCCACAGAUACCUCACCUUUAUCUGCUGAAAAAGAGAUAGUCAGUGUAAUAAAACCCGAAGCUUUUGAGAAGGAAGCUGAGCGAGAAGCUGCUUCUGCUAAAGGAAAGGAGAAACCUACUGCUGUAUUUUCAGCAAAGCUGAAUAAGUCUUCAGGUAAUCUGUGUAUGCUGUCUUGCAGUUCACUAAUCUGCAUAAUUCUUAAGCUAAACUUAAGCAUGUCAUGACUUAAUCUUUUUAAGUCACUUUCUGUAAACUUCUCU
Molecule: messenger RNA, 2606 nt
Organism: Tauraco erythrolophus (red-crested turaco)
Lineage: Eukaryota; Metazoa; Chordata; Aves; Musophagiformes; Musophagidae
Source: RefSeq, a predicted model, not a curated record